GGCGGCCCCGGCGCGGAGCCCUGGGCCGGGCGGCGGCCCCGGCGUGGCGGCCUGCGGGCCCCGAGGGAGCCCUCCCCCGGCUCCCGGAGGCCCGGCGGCGGUCGCGGAGGAGCCCGAGCCCGGGCGCAGGACCGAGGCGAUGCCAAAGCUGCAGGGCUUCGAGUUCUGGAGCCGCACCUUGGGGGGCGCUCGCCACGUGGUGGCGCCCAUGGUGGACCAGAGUGAGCUGGCUUGGAGGCUGCUGAGCCGCCGGCACGGGGCCCAGCUCUGCUACACCCCCAUGCUGCACGCCCAGGUCUUCGUCCGCGAUGCCAACUACCGGAAGGAGAACCUGUACUGCGAAGUGUGCCCCGAGGACCGGCCUCUCAUUGUGCAGUUCUGUGCCAAUGACCCAGAGGUGUUCGUCCAGGCGGCUCUCCUGGCUCAGGAUUACUGUGACGCCAUCGACCUGAAUUUGGGCUGCCCGCAGAUGAUAGCCAAGCGAGGUGUGCAGGCGAGAGGUCAGCCCUGGCUCCGGGCCCGGAGGUUUUCUUCAGAGUCCGAGGGAUUGCUGGUUGGUCCAAGACUGCCGGGCAGCCAUGGUGUGCGGUGCCCUGGAGCUCCUCCCGCAGGUCACUAUGGUGCCUUCCUGCAGGAGGAGUGGGACCUGCUCCAGAGAAUGAUUCUGCUGGCUCAUGAGAAACUCUCUGUCCCCGUCACAUGCAAGAUCCGUGUCUUCCCAGAGAUUGACAAGACCGUGAAGUAUGCCCAGAUGCUGGAGAAGGCUGGCUGCCAGCUGCUGACUGUGCACGGGCGCACCAAGGAGCAGAAGGGGCCCUUGUCGGGCACUGCGUCCUGGGAGCACAUCAAGGCCGUGCGGAAGGCAGUAGCCAUCCCCGUGUUUGCCAACGGGAACAUCCAGUGCCUACGGGAUGUGGAGCGUUGCAUCCAGGACACAGGGGUUCAGGGGGUCAUGAGUGCAGAGGGCAACCUGCACAACCCUGCCCUGUUUGAGGGCCGCAGCCCUGCCGUGUGGGAGCUGGCCGAGGAGUACCUAGACAUCGUGCGGCAGCACCCCUGCCCCCUGUCCUACGUCCGGGCCCACCUCUUCAAGCUGUGGCACCACACGCUGCAGGUGCACCAGGAGCUUCGAGAGGAGCUGGCCAAAGUGAAGACCCUGGAGGGUGUCACGGCGGUGAACCAGGAGCUGAAGCUGCGGUGUCAGGAGGACAUUUCCAGGCAGAAGGAGGGAGAGAAGCCCUCCGGCGGCUUGCCUUUCUUCCACUGGAUCUGCCAGCCCUACUUCCGGCCAGGGCCCAGGGAAGGGAGCAAGGAGAACGGGGGAGCCUGCAGCAAGCGGGCCCUGGAGGAGGAGGAGGGCGGCACAGACGUGCUCUCCAAGAACAAGCAGAAGAAGCAGCUGAGGAACCCCCACAAGACCUUCGAUCCCUCGCUGAAGCCAAAAUAUGCGAAGUGUGAUCAGUGCGGAAACCCAAAGGGUAAUAGGUGUGUGUUCAACCUGUGCCGGGGCUGCUGCAAGAAGCGAGCUUUCAGAGAGGCUGCCGACUGCCCAGGUCACGGAUUGCUUUUUAAAACCAAACUGGAGAAGUCUCUAGCCUGGAAGGGGGCCCAGUCCCGGCUGCAGGAGCCUCAGCCGGCAGGAUCUGGGGAGCCGGGUGGCUUUCCUGAGGUUGUGGGCAGUGCCCUGGCCUGAAGGGCAGUUGGCGCCCGGCACACUGCCCCCCAGCCCUGGGACCGCUGCCGAGACCUCAACACAUCCCAUUUAAGGAAAUGCCUUUUCUCAGGGAACCUCCCGCUACUCAACAUAGAAGGAUGAGCUGGUCUUCCCCUUGGCCUCCGCUGGGAGCCCGGAAAUGCUGCACCAGGGAGCAGGCUCCCAGGCUGGACCUGUCCCCUCCUCGCAACGUGUAUUCAAAAGUGAACAAUAAAUCUUUUCAAA
Canis lupus familiaris (dog) is the source of this 1939-nucleotide messenger RNA. It is a transcript of the gene DUS1L, whose product is annotated as dihydrouridine synthase 1 like. Lineage: Eukaryota; Metazoa; Chordata; Mammalia; Carnivora; Canidae. The transcript has 15 exons. Gene Ontology annotation, biological process: tRNA processing. Gene Ontology annotation, molecular function: tRNA dihydrouridine synthase activity; flavin adenine dinucleotide binding. The coding region runs from base 140 to 1693 and encodes 517 amino acids. The record is from RefSeq and is a predicted model, not a curated record.